AUGCGACUCUGCCAGGAAAGGGUGGGAGGCGCUGGUCCCGGGGCGGCAGAGGAGAGGCAGGCCCAGCUCCAGGUCACGGCAUCAGGAGAUGACGAAAGCCAAUCCACCGCACAGCGAGCCAGAUGGUCGGGCCAUCGGAGGUGGAAAGGUUAUAUUUGGGAUCCAAAAACCAUCGCCAGCCCUUUCUUGCAGAUUGAGGCGGCACAACGGAUCGCAGCCAAGACUGCUACAUGA
Messenger RNA from Sporothrix schenckii 1099-18, 234 nucleotides. RefSeq lists its product as uncharacterized. Bases 1 to 234 code for a protein of 77 amino acids. The transcript is spliced from 3 exons. NCBI's taxonomy places the organism in Eukaryota, Fungi, Ascomycota, Sordariomycetes, Ophiostomatales, Ophiostomataceae. The record is from RefSeq and is a predicted model, not a curated record.